This is a messenger RNA of Microsporum canis CBS 113480, 1785 nucleotides long. RefSeq lists its product as hypothetical. Gene Ontology annotation, cellular component: fungal-type vacuole membrane; TORC1 complex. The transcript has a single exon. The record is from RefSeq and is a predicted model, not a curated record. The coding region runs from base 1 to 1785 and encodes 594 amino acids. NCBI's taxonomy places the organism in Eukaryota, Fungi, Ascomycota, Eurotiomycetes, Onygenales, Arthrodermataceae.
AUGUCGACCCCUCCCAGCUCACAUGUGCAGCCGCAUAAGCCGGCUGUACAUAAGCCUCAUCGCCCACAUGUGGUUGGAGGACAGCGCGCGCAUGGUCGUAACACGUCACAGAUGAACCUGAACAAACUACAGCGGUUGGCCAUGGCGCACAACAUUACCAGUGAUCCCCACGGUGGACAAGAAGCACCAGCGACCGGCCGGCGGCAGCAUAUGAGAAAGAAGUCUGCCCCAUCAUCUCCAGCCACCAGCCCGAAGACGGGCCACCAUGUCCGGUGGAAUGGUUCAGCAGUUGCUUUAGGCGGGGUGUCAUCGAAUAACCCUUCCAUGAAAAAGAACCAUUCCACGCCCGUCCUAAAACGAGAGGGCUCAAGCGGUAACGUCGUCAAAAAAGGCCAUCUCCUGGGAGAGCUUAGCAGGGUUGAGAAACCAGAAGAAAAGAAGUCCAUUGGUUUUGAACUCGCAGACUCUGAUGAAGAUGACGAAUGGGAGGACCAUAGCUCUCCUUCGACGGCGAGUACAAGGCGGAAUUCACUUGUAGGAGGGAAGGCUGGCAAUAGCGACGGCAACCCCCAGAACACGGCCUUAACGUUCACUAAGUCACCUUUAGUCCAGCAAAACAACGCGGCGGAUAUGAAGCCCGAACCGAGGGAGGGGCCAGCACAGGCUGAGGCGCAGACGAGCUCUACAACAUCAAACGAAGACUCAGCUCAGCCAACUGAGCAACAACAAAAUGAUGUAACUCAACGACUUCUUUGUCGCCAGCACUCCGGAAUGGUGCCUCCGGCAAUCUCCUCUGUUUCUGCCACAGCAACUCAGGCACCUCCAGAACGAAGCUCCCGAGUAUCGUCCUUUGCUAAUCUGUCGAGCCUGGGUGGAAUAAAUCAACCUGAUUCACGUCACAACAACGAAAGAGAGGAGCCUCACCGAUUCAGCCCUAAUACUACACCCUCGUCGACUGAAGUGGGAGUAUCUCGUUUCCUCAUCACCCACCAAAACGGGAGUAGUCACCCUGGUGGCCGUUCCGAAUCGGACUUCUCUACACCUUCUUCCUUUCUUCCUAACUAUCAACCUCGCACGCCACCCUCGCCUGAAGCAGCAGUCUCGAAAGCGCUCAAAUCACCCAAUUCCCGUCGUCGACCCCCAGAACCGCAUUCUCGAACGCAGCAGAAGCUCUGGCUCCAAAGAACUGCCACCCUCUCCACAUCGCCAUCGGAAACCUCAAUCGGGCCCAUGGCACCCGUCGUAGCACCUCAAAUCAACGAUUCCAAUGUCACGCAUGCCCGAUUAGCCCAUGAUCCUCAUCGCACUGCCACCGCUUCAGGCGGGUUCGCAGGCGGCCCUUCAACCGAAGGAGAGUCCAAGAGGAUAAAGAAGGCGUACGAACGGCUUGCCUCCGAAUUCUCGGUUAUGCAUCGUUUCCGGAAUCCAGUCGUAGAUAGUCUGAAUCGAAUGUACGAUAUGACCAAGCCACCAGCCGGACAGGAUGGGACAUCUCAACCAAACGCUUCUUCUAAUUCUGGACCUGUGAACGCAAAUGAGACCAAUCAUGGAACCUCACACACACGCAAUGGCAGCCAUACCUCACACGCCAACCCCUCGAAGCCGGGGAAACAAGGCUCAGUCAGGUUUAAAGACCACGACGACCCCUGUAAUGAUGACUCUGAUGACCUUAAUGAUCAAAACAAUGAUGACCGCAUUUCGCGUGCGGGCCACCAACUUACUGAAGAGGAGCUGCUAGUGCGACGCAUGUGGAAUAGCCUCGAGGUUGCAGCGCCCGGCGAUUAA